Mus caroli (Ryukyu mouse) is the source of this 2053-nucleotide messenger RNA. It is a transcript of the gene Ormdl3, whose product is annotated as ORMDL sphingolipid biosynthesis regulator 3. Gene Ontology annotation, cellular component: endoplasmic reticulum membrane. Lineage: Eukaryota; Metazoa; Chordata; Mammalia; Rodentia; Muridae. The record is from RefSeq and is a predicted model, not a curated record.
GAUCCACCUGCUUAUGUUUCUACUCAUGAGUGAUAAGUUAUUUCUCCACUGCCGCCGGUGAAAUGAGGCCAUUUAAGCCAGAUUAGAUUAUAUUAAAGGCAGGUUUAUUGGGAAGCUGCACUUGGAUGGAGCGGCAGUCAAGAGGGGUGUCAGGAUGAAUGUGGGCACAGCACACAGCGAGGUGAACCCCAACACACGGGUGAUGAACAGCCGCGGCAUCUGGCUCUCCUACGUGCUGGCCAUCGGACUCCUGCAUGUCGUGCUGCUGAGCAUUCCCUUUGUGAGCGUCCCUGUUGUCUGGACCCUCACCAACCUUAUCCACAACCUGGGCAUGUACAUCUUUCUGCACACCGUGAAAGGGACACCCUUCGAGACUCCAGACCAGGGCAAAGCAAGGUUGCUGACCCACUGGGAGCAGAUGGACUACGGGGUCCAGUUCACAGCCUCUAGGAAGUUCUUAACCAUCACGCCUAUUGUGCUGUACUUCCUCACCAGCUUCUACACCAAGUAUGACCAAGUCCAUUUCAUACUCAACACCGUGUCCUUGAUGAGUGUGCUCAUUCCCAAGCUUCCCCAGCUCCAUGGAGUCCGGAUCUUUGGAAUCAAUAAGUACUGAGGUUGUAGCCCCUUCCCCAGCCAGGUUGGCAGGGGAAGGGUGGAAGGCCUUUGCUGUGAUGCUGAAGACAGGAGCCUCUGGACACUGCCAGAGAUGGGGGUGUGCCCUGGGCCUGGCUUCCCCGUCGCUUCCCCAGUAGCCGACUUGGAGUAGCUUGUAGUGGGGUUAGGGUGGGGCCCUUGGGCUCUAACCCAUUCUGAAGUUUUUGAUCUUUUUCCUUUUGCCUUUUGAAUAGAGAUGCCAUGGGGGUGGUCAGGAAAGAGGCUGGGCUCUCUGGCUGACUGUGGGCCUGAGAAAUUGGGACAGGAAGCCAGGAAAAACCCCUGUUGGCUUGUUUACCCUCAGGCAGCCAUAGCACUUUAGCCCCCACAAAGGGGGCAGAGGGACGGUACAGCUUCUGCGUUGAUUGCCCUUAGUCCUUCAGUGUGUGAAGCGAGACUCACUAUUCUGUAUGUAUUAGGACCCUGCGCCGUGCUGCCUCUGCCGCCAGGCAGGGAGCAGGCAGGCUUUGUGGGCUUCCUGGCAACCCACGAUGGGUAGGCUGUGGGGCAGGGGAGAUUAGAAAAGGAAGGUGGGUUGAUGGGACACCUAGAGGUGGGGACAGGAUGCUGCCACCUUGGUCCUGGGGAGAGGGGAGUUCUGAGCAACGGUUGGGUGGGGAUAGUAAGUUGGGUCUUACUUAGAAUGGACAAGAUAACUGCAGCCGAUAUGGAUCAGUGUAAAAAAGAGGUCUGGGAAGGAGAAGCCAGACUCAGCCUCCUCUGGGAUGUGGGCUAGAAGGAGAGCUGGCGUGGAGGGUUAAUUUACCCACAGAACGAUGCUGAUAGGAAGGGAGGUCUCUGUGGGUUUGAACUCCUGGGUUGGAAUGAGGAUGUGCACAGACUGGAAGGGCCUGUGAGUCCUCAGAAGCGGGUUCACUUCGACACUUCCCUUAGUGGCGCGAGAGGAAGCUUUCUGAGAGGCUCUUCCUUAGGCGUUCAAUUCGUAUUCUUGUGUAGAUUGUGCUGGGGCAGUGCCUCUUAUGUGGCUUGCAUGUGAAUGGUCAGGAGGCCACCUCCACAUGUGGCCAGUGGCCUCCACAGUGCUACAGGAUCCCUGCCCAAACAAGGCAGUAGUAGGGGCAGCUGCAGGCACUGUCCUCAGCCCAAAGAGAGGCAGGUCAUGGAGCCUGAGGCUAGGCCGAGAGGAGCUGUCUCUCCACUCGCUGGAUCGACUGGGGCAUGUUCCUUUGGAAACCUGUGGCUGCCCAAGCCCUCUCCCAGGGAGGGGCUAGAGGGAGGUCACUCACCUGUUUCUCCCCCCGACUCUCAUUCUGAACCCCGUGUAUCAUAGGGAACUUUCACCUUCUGGUCUUUCUAAGCAAAGUGUGAAUAGGAUUUUUACUCCCUUUGUACAGUAUUCUGAAAAAUGCAAAUAAAGAGCGACAUGUUCUGUUUA